Molecule: messenger RNA, 1597 nt
Organism: Microplitis mediator
Lineage: Eukaryota; Metazoa; Arthropoda; Insecta; Hymenoptera; Braconidae
Product: odorant receptor 13a-like
Exons: 5
Coding region: 42-1241 (399 amino acids)
Biological process (GO): sensory perception of smell; detection of chemical stimulus involved in sensory perception of smell
Cellular component (GO): plasma membrane
Molecular function (GO): olfactory receptor activity; odorant binding
Source: RefSeq, a predicted model, not a curated record
UACUCGGAUAAUUUCUUCAUUAUCGUACAAGUUAGUUCCAUAUGCACAUACGAGUUCUUUGUCUUGGAAAGAUGUCUAAAAGUAGAGUCUCCGAUUAUAAAGCAUAUCGCGGACUUACUAAAACAUUACUUACAGUCGGAGGUCUUUGGCCUUACAGUAAUUCAAAUAUCUUUUAUCGAAUUCUACCUUAUAUACAGAUUAUUUUAAAUUUAGGAAUGGCCUUAGCGAUACUCGGUUUCGUUCGCGAUCAUUUUUCAAAUAUUGCUCUUGUGACACGUGGCAUGAGCGUUAUGACAAGUUUUUUGACGACAAUAUUAAAGGUAACAUGUUUGGUGAUAAAUAAAGAAGAUUUAAUGGAGCUACACGAAAAUCUCGAUCCAUACUUGAAUGAUUUGUUAAAAAAUUCACCGUCAACGGAAGUAAUUUUAAAAGACAUCAAUAGCUUCAAAUUUUUAUCAUGGGGUCUUACUUUUUUUGCAUUUAUUGCCACGUGUUUUUUGAUUUUUACUCCACUGCUAUUUAUAUUACAUUGUCAUCAACAUGAAAUAGAGUUAAUUAAUUACCCGCUAAUCUAUCCGAGUGUUUACCCAUGGAAAAUAAUAUCAAAUGGAUGGAUUUAUAAAAUGAAUUAUGUUUUUGAAACACUUGCAUCAUUAAUACUAUUUUUCGUUACCGCAAGUGUAGAUUCUUUAUUUACACUCUAUGUUUUUCAAAUGGUUGGACUAUUAAGAGAAAUUUCAUACUGUAUUACACGACUUGAUGAAAAAAAUGUUAAUAAAGACAGUGUAAUUUGUAAAUGCAUUACUCAGUAUGAAAAAUUAAUGAGAUGUCGCGAAAUACUUGAAAAAAUUUAUGGUCCAGUAAUUCUUUGGAUUAUGACAACUAAUGCUGUCGUACUUUGUACAUUAUUAUUCCAAAUAUCACAGAUGAAAAGUAUAUCCGUUACACGAGGAUUGCUAUUCACUACUUAUAUUACAUUGAAGAUGAUUCAAACAUUCAUGUAUGCAUGGAGCGGAUCGUGUUUAACUGACGAGAGUGAAAAUUAUAAAGAUGCUGUUUAUGCCGCCCACUGGUAUGGAAACAAACGUUUCAUGACUUCGGUUAUCAUUAUGCUUGCACAAAGACCACUAACUUUAACUGCCUGUAACUUUUCUACUGUUUCGCUUAAAAUUUUUGUAAUGGUGCUCAAUACGACAGUAUCUUAUUUCUUUUUAUUACAAACACUAGACUAUCAAGAAUAAAAGUAAUUAAUGAUAAAUAAUUGAAGUCACUGGUUUUUGAAAUUUGAUUGUAAGCUUGAUAUAGCAACUUAAACGCACACAUGAUUGAGAUUUUAUAUUUAAAUUAGUGCAUGGUAUUGUUCAAGAAAAAAAUUACGUGCUACUCUACAGUUAGUGAUAUUAAUUAAGAAAUUGUUACAAAUAUAAUCGUUUUAAGGUAAGAAUAUUAUGAAGGUAACUUAAAAAUUGCAGGUAUUUAAUGAUUUAAGAUAAAUAAUCAAUAAGUAAAUCAUAUGAAGUUAUGAAUUGAGAAAAAUGCGGUAAUUGAAGAACCGAAAAAUUUAAUUGUUUUCUUGUUUAGAAAUAUAAUACAACGU